CUUGGCAUUCACUUUUGAUGGAUUCACAAAGGAUGGUACAGUUCCUUUUUGCACUCUUGGUGCUUGUUCUUGGUUUCCUUUGUCAAGCACUGAGCAAUGAAGGUAUUUGUCAAACAAAAAAAACAUGCCCUGAAUACUUUUUGAUUGAUACGCCAAACAAGGAUUUUGAAACCCGUCUGUAUGUUGAGACACUUUGGAUUACCACUCCAAUAAAAAGCAAACAAGUCUUUGAGGUGAUGGCUGCACAUAACAGAUUGAAACAUUUCUGUGACAGACAGACGGCCCAAGGUUAUCCGAUGCCUGAUGGCUGGCCUGUCCUCAUCACGGUUGUUAAAGUUGCAGAUACAAUGAAUGCAAACAUGUCCUGGUUUGUUCCAAAUAAAACAGAAAUGGCUAAAACCAGUGACACAGAUGUGUGGUUACAAACCAGACCUCGGGGUUAUGUUUAUGUCAGAGCAUUUGGAGGAAUGGCAACCUUUGAAGCAAGCAAAGAAAAUGUGGAGAAGCUGCAAGACCACUUGACUAAAGCUGGGAAGUCCUUUGUUGCUAACCACUUCUCUGGGGCCACUUACAAUUCUUCUUGGGCUCUGAACAAGUACAAUGAAAUCUGGAUUACUGCGCCAUAAACAUCCUGCUCCUCAAAUGUGCAUUCUUAACCUGCUGUUGUUCUUCUGAGAAUAUUCGAAAUCAAGCUCAUGUUAGCCUACCAGAUCAGAAUUUGUUUUGUCUAAUUCUCUGUUUAAUAUCAGACAUGCUAAGAACAAUUUUAUAAUCAUCCUUACAUUCCUUAUGAAACAGUUUGUUGUGUCUAUGGUUUGGACAGAUUUUUUUUUUCUUCGCACUUAUCAACAGAUCAAAAUAUGUACAUGCCUGAAAGCAACAAGCAAUUCCAGUCCUUCAGGGCCGAAAUCCUGUCUGGUUUGUGUGUCUCCCUGCCCCGACAUAACUCAUUGAAAUGAUCAGCUCAUCAGCAAACUCUACAGGAGCUGGAUAACGAUCCUGAUGAGCAGGGAGACAUAAAAUAAAACAACCAGCAAGGAUGCCGGAUGUCGAGGACCGGAAUUGCGCACUCCUGAAGGGAUAUGAAUGUUCUUAUAGAAAUGUGUGGUUGAUCUUGUUCUUCUUGCUUACCCUUUUUUGUUCUAAAGCAGAGCAACACAUCACCCAUUAGCAAAAUUAGAACACUGUUUACUUUAUUUUCUUUGUUAGUUUAUUUUAUGUUAAUUCCACUCCGGGUGUUUCACACUAGGUGGUAGUAAAGGCUCAGCUAUGAUGCGGCUUUACCAUUUAAAAAAAAAAUUGAAUUAUUAUUCCUUCUGCUGGAAAGAAUACAAUUGGAAGAGACUGACUUGGCUAUUUGUUUCCCAGUAUUUCAGCCUAAGCCCUCUGAUCAGUGAUCAGAUUGCUUGUUGUAGCACGUAUGGUGUGGAAGUACUGCAGCAAACCACUUUCAUAUCUUUUGGGUUUAUCCCUCUGUGGCUUCAUUUUGGAAAUGUGUCCAUGGCCUCUUGGCGGCAAGUUUAAAAUGUGCUUUAACU
Messenger RNA from Hippocampus comes (tiger tail seahorse), 1538 nucleotides. RefSeq lists its product as uncharacterized. Gene Ontology annotation, molecular function: heme binding. Gene Ontology annotation, cellular component: cytoplasm. The record is from RefSeq and is a predicted model, not a curated record. The coding region runs from base 18 to 626 and encodes 202 amino acids. NCBI's taxonomy places the organism in Eukaryota, Metazoa, Chordata, Actinopteri, Syngnathiformes, Syngnathidae. The transcript has 4 exons.